AUGAUCACGACAUCGCGCGCUUGUUCUCCAUUUGAUAAUGGGCGAUGGACUGGGUCAGGUCCUCGCGAGCCGUCGCGCACGGCUAGAGAGAUGGACACGCUGCGUUUUGGGAGCCAGGAGUUCGAGUUCUAUGUCGCGGGGGCGGAGCUUGAUGCGCUGGCCCAGAAAAAAACCACCGACUACGGCGGCGCUUUGCCGCAGAGGCUCAAGAAGGGCGCUGAGUCCUCGCUGCUGGUGCUGGACUGCGUGCUCGGCAGCGACGCGGCCCUAGCGCCUACAGCACCGGCCGUACGUACACCCGUUUUGCUGGAAUACCACAGCGUAAAUGAGACGCACUUCUUCAUCGCCACGCAUGCAGGACAGCCAAUCCUGAAAUGCAAUGUGACGCGGGUGCGCGAGCAGCUACAACCGUCCCUCCGAGUUCUGGCGCAGAAGGGGCUUGAGGCGCAGGUUCGUCGGAAAAACUUGGAGCUGAAGAUGCAGGAGGGCGAGCAGAGCACGCGGCCUCGCAAGAAGAGGCGAUUCACGCCCGCUCCAGCGGGGUUCACCAGAAUCCAACACAGGUACCGGGAUCUCCAGUGCUCCGACGUCGUUCUCGCAGUGGCCGACGACGAAACGUGGCAACUGGAGUUCCAGAUUCACCUCAAGUACCGCGAGAACGCGGCCAACCUAUUUGCACCCGAAACUAACACCUUUCUCGACGAGUCUUUCUCCACUCGCAACCGCGUUCACUUCCUCAAACACGAAAUUACCAAUCUCAACUCGCGUCUCGACGUCAGCUACAAUGUGCAGCGGAAGUUCAAUCACCAGAGCGCAAAAUACACCAAGCACCUCUGCCUCGAGCCCAGCCCGGCCAUCCAGGAAAUUCCACAGCUCAACGUCCAGCUCCUUCCCUUCCAGAUGGAGUCACUGCAGUGGAUGCUGGACAAAGAGGGGUUCUUGAGGUCAAAAGCGGACCCGGAGCUGAAGCAUGAGUACGACAUAGACGCCUUGUGUGAGCAUCUCAACGCAUACGUCUCAUUUGGGUACGAAGUCGUGCGCGUGCGAAACCUCCCGCCUGUAUUGUGGAAUAAGUUUACUGGUUACAUUCUCUCCCUCGAAGAUGCACAAGAACUAUCAAAGUCUGCUGAGGUCACCGAAAGGCACGCCAAGGGCGUUCUUUCCGAAGAGAUGGGCCUGGGCAAGACCUUGGAGGUCCUGUCCCUGAUUCUUGUCCACAAGCGUGCCAUCACCGGCACACCCACCUACAGGUCAGACUCUAACAAGGAAAUUCUGAAGGCAGCGACAAAUCUCAUCGUUUGCCCUGACAGCAUUCUGGCGCAGUGGAUUGGCGAAAUAGAGUCUCAUGUAAUAAACAAAGACCCAGAUACCCAUAGUAGCCUGAGGAUUUUCCAUUACGAAGGUUACCAGGAGGUCAGAAAAUACUUCAGCACCGAUGACAUCGGAACUAUUGUGAAGCACCUUUCGAAAUACGACAUCAUAAUUUGCUCGUACUCUACGGUGUCUUCCGAAGUUCACUAUGCCGAGUUCAGCUCGAUGGCGAGACACCGUAGGGGUGCUGCGCCAAAGUACGACUACACUUCGCCGCUGUCACUAUUGCAGUUCUUCCGUAUUAUUCUGGAUGAGGUUCAAAUGCUUGGAAGCGAAAGUACCAACGCGGCUCGAUGCACCGGACUUCUACAUCGCGUUCAUACAUGGGGAGUCUCUGGGACUCCAAUCUAUGAUAUCACGCACUUUCAAACUGUUUUGUCAUACCUGCAAUUUCAUCCAUUUCAGGACUCACCAAAGAUAGUAGACGCGGUAGAAAUUGGCAUUUACAGGCAGAACAACCUCCUUUCGAGAUACCACAGCCAGCAUAGCCAUCUGGUAAACGGUGUGAAGUUUGAUAUAUACGACUUGAUGGACCUUUUUCCGCGGUUCAACUUAUGCAUACGACAUUCGAAAGAGGAUGUGGCAGACCAGAUCCGUAUUCCUGAACAACACAACUACAUUGUGCCUCUUGAGUUUUUUCCUAUCGAACGCGACAACUAUAUGAAUCUGUGGUCUGCGUUCUUACACACCUCGGGUUACCAGAGCGACGGCCGUGGCGGGACAAAUAUGCCUUCCGCUCAGCUUAAUUACUGGCUUAGCCUUUUGCGCGAAACGUGCUGUCAUGCUCUUAUGCCCAAUUCCACACAAAAACAGGAAGCAGAAAACGAGCUUCCUGAGGUCCAGAGCAUUGAUGCAAUCUUGAAAAGAAUAACUGAUGAGGUUUAUGAGAAGAUUGACGCACUUCAUCGAGAGAACAUUGGGCUUCAAAUCCAAGCAGCACUGGUUUACAUGGAAAUAGAUGAGAACCCGGUGAAAGCCAUGAGAGAUCUAAGUUUAGUGCGCGAGGAACUAACCAAAGAUCUUAAUACUAGGUUUGGAAUCCAGGUUUUCCUGAAAAAUGACGACGUAUCAAAUACAAUACUAGAGGAUGCUUCCAACAACGAUCCGCAAAAACUACGUGCUAAACCAUACAUGGAUCUACUCCACCAAUGUUGCUUUUUCAUUGCGACCGCCUAUUAUUCGAUGGGAUCCAAAAAGCUAGAAGUAAUUGACAUAGAGAACGAGAGACAUGCACAGAUAAAGUCUGCUGACGAAAAGGAAAGCAACUCAUCAAAAAGCGUGGUCUCUCGCAGUUACACUGACGUUUAUUCAGAGGAAGAGAUGAAAGAGAUAAACUCAUACCAGAUCCUUGAGCAGCAGAACUACGCCCACGCUGAAGCAUUGAGAAAAGCGAUACUGGCUGAUAGAAUCGAAAGAGUCGACUCAGAAAUCAUCAGUGUCCAAAAGUUUUUCACAAACAAGAAAUCUUCUGUCACUUGUUUUUUGAAGGAAAUACCAUUCGCAUGGGACGAGGACUAUUCCUCAAAUCUUCACGUAGCAAACUGCUUCAAGCGCUUGCGAGCUGCGUUUCAGAAUCUCGAUAAACAGUCGCAGCAAUUUAAUGAGCUAGUGGAGCGGCUCCAGCAGCAUUCUUAUAGGCCUAUUAUUCGGGAAUACACCGAAGAAAACGAAGAUGAAAAGGCACUAGAUUACGAGAACUCCAUCGAUAACCAAGACAAGAUGUUUGCGAUACUUGACUGCCUCGAGAGAAUCUUGAGUAAUAGAGAGGACAUCAUAACCGCAGAGGAAGAAACUGCGGGUUCCUCAAAAAAUAUGCUAAGAAACACUGAGACACUCUCAGAUUUUCACGUAACUUUGGCGGGUGAACUUUUCCUCCCAGAAAGUCCUACACUCAAGCCCAUUUUUACGGACCUGAAAAACGUCAAUAUUGUUAAAAGUCUCGCUGGGUCAUCACAGAAGGACGACAGCAAGUUCGAAACUUAUUUGCUUGGUUUCGAAAAAGAGACAGCCAAAUUAAGAAAGGAAAUCAAGCAGCUCAGAGAACAUUUGAAAAAGUUCAAUGACAUAUACAAUGCCAAAACUGCAUACUUUAGUAACCUUCAAAGGAUUUCCGACUCGUUAGUACCUUUGAUUCAACUAAAGCCAUCCACGCGGGCAUCUAUAUUGAAAAACGUCAAGGACAACACUCUCCUAAGCAAAAACUCUCAGAAAAUCAACAAUCUUCAGUCAAGGUUGAAAUAUCUCGAGACUUUAACAAAGUUGAAGGAGGGUUUGAAAAACGAGAACACAUUUAACUGCACCAUUUGCCUUGGCGAAAUUUACAUGGGCUCGGUAAUAAAAUGUGGCCACUUUUUCUGUCAAAGCUGCAUCUUCAGCUGGUUGAAAAACCAUGCCUCUUGCCCUUUGUGCAAAAUGCAGACAUCAAUGUCUGAGGUGUACAGCUUUAAAUUCCAAGACGCCCAGCCAGAAGCAGACUCAGAGCAGGACUCGGCAGCUCAACAAGAUGGAGACAACAAAAAAAUAGAAACUACGCUCAACAACGGCUCGUCCGAGGGCGAAUACCCACUCAAGUUCCGCAGAUACCCUGAUCUAGAGAAGAUCAACCAACUUGCCCUGAAAGAAAGCUACGGGGUUAAAAUCGAUUUUGCAGUGAAGCUGGUACUUUAUUUGCUGUACCGGCAUAAAAACAAUAGCGAGGAGAGCAGCAGCGACCCCCCUCCUCAAAUAAUCAUUUACUCACAGUAUUCUGAAUUUCUCAAUCUCUUGUCCAAAGUGCUCAAGCAGCAUUCAGUGCUGCACUGCAACACGGCCGGAGCAGGAAAGUUUUCCAAAAUGGUGGAGAAGUUCAAAAAGAAUCCAGAUGUCACUUGUCUAUUGUUAAAUGUGACGCGCCAAGCCACGGGCCUUACACUGGUGAACGCCACUCACGUCUUUAUAAUGGACCCGAUAAUGAACACUAGUGAUGAACAACAAGCGAUCAAUAGGACCCACAGGAUCGGGCAGACUAGAGAGACGCACGUGUGGAAUUUUGUGGUGAGAAACACCGUAGAGCAAAAUAUUGUCAGGCUCAAAGGCGUCCUGGAAGAAAGGGAGGCGUCUCGGAAGCAAAAGAGAACUCAGAAUUUCAAGGAUCGCACUUUUAAAGCAAAAAGCAUAACCGGCAAUGGAGGCAUUACUACCCAGGAUGGUGACGACAGCGACGAAGAAGAUGACGAUGAAAACCUCUUCAAUGUCAACCGCGGCGGGAGCGUUUCCGGGAAACACAUUUGGAACUGCUUUUUCCAGGAUCGAUAA
Molecule: messenger RNA, 4665 nt
Organism: Lachancea thermotolerans CBS 6340
Lineage: Eukaryota; Fungi; Ascomycota; Saccharomycetes; Saccharomycetales; Saccharomycetaceae
Gene: IRC20
Product: E3 ubiquitin-protein ligase IRC20
Exons: 1
Coding region: 1-4665 (1554 amino acids)
Biological process (GO): DNA damage response; protein polyubiquitination
Cellular component (GO): nucleus
Molecular function (GO): ubiquitin protein ligase activity; ATP binding; ATP-dependent chromatin remodeler activity
Source: RefSeq, a predicted model, not a curated record